CAGAGACGCUGAAGUUUUCAUUUUAAGAGCUUGUCCUGGAGCAAAGCAGUGGAGAACACAAGUUAAAAUAAGUGAUUAUUGUGCGAAACGGUUGGCAAGACAUUAAGGAUGAGACAUGCCACGAGAACAAACAAAACAGUGGAAACGACUUCUCUGAUAGUUAGCGAUUUGUUGAAGAUUUGCUCACACUGUAAAGGGCUUUGCAAAAAGGACAUUGGAGUUCGAAUUCCAAAGCCACGAGGACACGGACCAAGCAGAUUUAUCCCUGAAAAAGAGGUACUUCAAGUAAGUAAAGUAAAUGCGAAGAUGCAGGUGAUUUUUGAAGACGCCUUUGCUGCCUUGGGUCGCCUUGACAACAUUUCUCUGGUAAUGGGGUUCCACCCUCAGUACCUGGAGAGCUUUCUUAGGACACAGCACUAUCUGCUGCAGAUGGAUGGUCCUCUAUCACUCCAUUGCCGGCACUACAUUGGGAUAAUGGCUGCAGCCAGGCACCAGUGUUCCAAUCUGGUGAACUUGCACGUGAAUGAUUUCCUUCAAGUGGGAGGGGACCCCAAGUGGCUGAAUGGUUUGAAAGAUGCCCCACAGAAGCUGCAGCAUUUGGGGGAGCUGAAUAAAAUACUGGCACACCGACCUUGGCUUGUCACAAAAGCUCACAUCGAGCAACUGUUGAAGGCUGAAGAGCACAGCUGGUCCCUCGCUGAGCUCAUUCAUGCAGUGGUCCUGCUCACACACUACCACUCGCUGGCCUCCUUCACGUUCGGUUGUGGAAUCAGCCCUGAAAUCCACUGUGACGGAGGGCACACUUUCCGACCCCCUUCCGUCAGCAACUACUGUGCCUGCGACAUCGCCAACGGAAACGGUACCCCGGACGAGAUUCAAGGCAACCAUGUGUUGACUGAUGCCCCUUGUGAGGUGGAGGCACUAAUGGAGAAGAUGAAGCAGCUGCAGGAAUGCAGAGAUGAGGAAGAGGCAAGUCAAGAGGAGAUGGCAACCCGCUUCGAGAGGGAGAAAACUGAAAGCAUGCUGGUAGCAGCUGCAGAGGAUGAAGAUUCAGUGCCAACAAGGGAUGUCUCCCGUCACUUCGAAGACACGAGUUACGGAUACAAAGACUUCUCAAGAUGUGGGGAGCAUGUGCCUACAUUUCGUGCUCAGGACUACAGCUGGGAGGACCAUGGCUACUCCUUGGUGAAUCGUCUUUACCCCGAUGUGGGUCAGCUGCUGGAUGAGAAGUUCCAGAUCGCUUACAAUUUAACAUACAACACCAUGGCGAUGCACCAAGACGUGGACACCUCCAUGCUGAGGAGGGCAAUCUGGAACUACAUCCACUGCAUGUUUGGAAUAAGAUACGACGACUAUGAUUAUGGGGAAAUCAAUCAGCUGUUGGAUCGCAGCUUUAAGGUUUACAUUAAAACCAUGGUCUGCAGCCCGGAGAAGACCACCAAAAGAAUGUAUGACAGCUUCUGGAGGCAAUUUAAACACUCUGAGAAGGUACAUGUAAAUUUGCUUCUUAUGGAAGCUCGUAUGCAAGCAGAGCUGCUCUACGCUUUAAGAGCAAUUACUCAUUAUAUGACAUGAAGUGCUGUUUUGGGACACGUCGAGGGAGCCUGACUGGUACGUACUGUAGAUCUUCAUUGUGGGUGCUGAGUCACCUGAACCAGAAGUUGGUUAACUGGCUGUGAAUUUCAUUGUGUCAUAAUGUGCUGUGGAUGCAUCAUGGCUGAGGUUGGCUUCAGCAGAAGGUAUGGUUAGAAGACUGAAGAAUCAGCAAACUUGAGUAUUCAGUUUCAUCUGUACAACAUGUGCAACUUUUAAGUCUUUGUAACAGUGCACGGAGCUGCAUUUAGUAUUUAAUAUCAUUGUAUUGUGUUUAACAUUGAUAUUGAAACAGGAGUUUAAAUGAAACGGGGCUUUGAAACGUGUGCCUGAUGUGUAAUGUGAAGAUGCAGCUACUCUACUCUUCCUUGCCAGUGGAAUCGUUGACCAUUGGCUGUCCAUGUAAGCUAAAACAAAUGAAAGUAAAAAAAAACAAAAAAAACAGCACUGCAACUGAGCCUGUCUGGGGUUGACUGUAAGAAACCGCUGGUAUUGUGAAUUGUUGUAUUACUUUUUUUGGCUAUAAACUUUGGAAUUUAAAACUUCUCCAUUUGCAACAGUUUGAAGCGUGAGACCAUUUCUGCUGUAUAUAAUUAAAAAUAAAAAAAAAGUUUGAAUAAGCUUUUGUUGUAAUUUCACCUUCUCUUAAGAGAAGUGGAUUUGUUACAUAUUGGGUUGUUUUUUUUCCCUUGUGUCUUCCGCAGAUGUUCAUCUAACAUUUUAACAUAGUUAUGCAUUACAAUUUGAAUACCUAGUUAUAUGUUCUAUCUAGGCAAAAUUAUUUUGCACAUAUCCUGCCUUUGAUGCUGCUGUGUGUUUUGCUAUUAGCAGCAGAGCUUAAGGGAGAGUGGUAUUAUAUUGACUGUGCUGCUGUGGCUUUUGAUAUGCAGUUUCAGCAUGGUUGUGUGAGCUUACCCAUCAAUGGCUUUCAUGACAAAGCUAGUAAGUCAGGAUUUGUUUACUAGAAAAUAGCCAGUACUAUACUUGAUUUGAAGAUGAACAUCAAUGUGUAAACAAAUGAUUAAAAAAUACAUAAAACAUGCUUGUAUUAAACCUAUAAAAGACUUUUCAAAAUUGAAGAUGUUGGUAUUGGUGUUUUAAAUAAAGCAGUCCAUGGGAAA
This is a messenger RNA of Polyodon spathula (Mississippi paddlefish), 2714 nucleotides long. RefSeq names its product sestrin-1-like. The transcript has 10 exons. Gene Ontology annotation, cellular component: nucleus. Lineage: Eukaryota; Metazoa; Chordata; Actinopteri; Acipenseriformes; Polyodontidae. Gene Ontology annotation, molecular function: oxidoreductase activity, acting on peroxide as acceptor; L-leucine binding. The record is from RefSeq and is a predicted model, not a curated record. Gene Ontology annotation, biological process: negative regulation of TORC1 signaling; regulation of response to reactive oxygen species; cellular response to leucine starvation. The coding region runs from base 109 to 1575 and encodes 488 amino acids.